This is a messenger RNA of Rhododendron vialii, 4843 nucleotides long. RefSeq lists its product as uncharacterized. The record is from RefSeq and is a predicted model, not a curated record. The transcript is spliced from 17 exons. NCBI's taxonomy places the organism in Eukaryota, Viridiplantae, Streptophyta, Magnoliopsida, Ericales, Ericaceae. The coding region runs from base 1863 to 3164 and encodes 433 amino acids. Gene Ontology annotation, biological process: proteolysis. Gene Ontology annotation, molecular function: cysteine-type peptidase activity.
CUACUACAAUAAUAGAUAAAUAUCACACUAAGGAGGUUUAUAAAGAUCACAGUUAUCAGUGAAAGUGUGAUAAAAAGUUGUAGACUAACUUUUUAAUCUCAGUUUAAAUCAAAAGCUGAGAUAAAAAGUGGUGCUUAGCCAGGGAAAGGAGCAAGAUAAUAGAUCUCACUCUUGCGACGAGAUAAAUUGAAAAAGACCUCACCCUUACAGUGUGAUAGAAGACUUUAAGACCUCACUCUUGCGGUGAGAUAAAAAAAAAAAGACCUCACCCUUGCGGCGUGAUAAAAAACUUUGGCACAAAAAAGAGCGAGAUAAAAGAUCUCGCUUUUGUGGUGUGAUAAAAGACGGUGAUAAAAACCGGAAUUUUUGCGUGGGCACUGCUUCUCUCAUUUAGGCGCGAAUUGAAAAGUUACGUGCUCAAAACGACGUCAUUUCACAUUAGCCCAAAAUAAGCCCUAGUUACCCUCUCCACUCACCCAUUGAAGCUCAGUACUCAUUCUCCUGGCCUCUACAGUACACGUUUCAUCUCCAUCCCCAUUCUCACCCGCCGCCGCCUCUUCGCCCCCAUCCUCACUCGCUGCCGCCGCCUUAUCUCUCUCCACCACCACUGUGAAGAAGAAACGGCGCACUCCCUCUCGCGAGUUUGUUAUCAGAGAGAGAGAGAGAGAGAGAGAGAGCGAUCUUCAAAUGGAGAAGUCGAUCAAUCGAAAUGGAAAAUUCCUAAACCCAACAGAGACUGUGAACUACAGAAUUGUGCAUCAGUCAGCAAAUUGAUUGUCGCCAAAGAGCUCCUUUCACUCCAAAGACCUUGGAUGGAUUCUGAUGAUAACCAUCCUAGUAAUGAGGACAAUACUACACCGUCCUCGACAGACCCGAAAUGCAAGAAAAGAAAGGGUCGAGGUGCAACAAGACUACCAUAUGUCAUAAAAGAUAGAAGUUCAGGCAUGCGAAAAGUCAUUAAAUAUGACCACAUGGGUCGGCCAACAGGGACUAAUAGAGCAAAGUUCGCGAGUUAUCUUGGAGUCCUAGCUCGCACUAUGAUCCCGCUAUCUCACAUAUUGGUCUGAAGUGACGGACGAUGUAAAAGAAAGACUGUGGGAAACUGUAUCGGCGACAUUCGAUGUGGACCUAAGGAGUAAAAAAGGCGUUUUAUCUUCUAUCGCAACGUGUUUAAGGACAUUUAGGAAAUAUCUGACCAAGCAUAUAUGCUAACAAAUCAAAUCCUAUCAUUCUCUCAAAACCACCAGAAGCUUAUAGUUUUCUAGAGCAACAAGAAUGGGAUUCAUUUGUCAAACGAAGACUUACCAAAGAAUUUGAGGAGUUUCGUGGAGUGCAACAAAGUAGACGAAAAUGCAACUUAUAUGACCAUAGACUUAGCCGAAAGGGUUACUCUGGGCUUGAAGAAGAAAUUGCUAAUAAAUCUGAAGAGGUGGUUAUGAGUGUGGAUAGGAGUAUUUCGUGGAAAAAGUCUCGCCAAAAUAAAAAUGGAGAGUAUGGUGAUAUCAAAACUAAGGAAAAAGCUGUGGAAAUUGAUGAGAUAGCCAAACAGGUAGAAGAUGGGACAUUACAGACUCAAGGAAGUAAUGACAUCCUAACCAUGGCAUUAGGUGGUACUGAACGUGGUUGCGUAAGAGGUGUAGGAGGAAAGGUCACUCCAACCAUGUACUUCCACAUGCCUAGACGUGGAAAUCAUUCACGCUGUGAGGAGAAGCAAAAGAACCUGUUGCAAAUUGUUUCUCAAAUGCAAGUUCAGCUUGAUGCAAUAGCACAACACAUGCCUCACACACCAAAAUCUGAUAAUAUUGGUUCAAACUCUUUUAGAAGUGACAAUCUCGGAAGUCCCACAAGUUAAUAAUUUUGCAAUGGACAAUUGGGGGAGAACCAAGGAGGACAUGUCACCUCCAAACCCCACACCAAAAGUCAAGAAGGGCAAGCAAUGUAAACUGGCAGUAGGAUCCAUCAAUAACAUUGUUGCUCUUGGCACGGCGUAUGAGAAAGCGGUACCAAAUGAAGAAGUUCAUAUGGUACCGCUAGAGAAGAGCAAUCUGCGCGUGUCAAUUGAUGUUAAAGUAGGAGAGGCCUUUCUUCCUAUACCUAUCCCUGAAGGGCUGCAUUCUGUAGGGGCGGCUACUGUAGGAGAGGCGGUUGGGUUUCAUGUAGCAUGGCCCAAAAGCCUUAUAUUGUUUGCCCCUGAGGUUGGUUCGAAAAAACCUGGCAUGUUUGGAGAUGAGGCGACACCAAAAAACCAAGAUUGUAGAAAUAAUUUGGAGUUACCAAACAUCAAUAAGAGCCAGCAAUGUAGACUAGCAGUGGGAUCAGUCAAUAACAUUGUUGCUCUUGGUACGAUGUUUUGGAAGAGUGGACCGAAUGAACUUCUUCAUACAGUACCACUAGGUGAGGACCAUAUGCGCGUGUCAAUUGAUGUUGUGAAGGUAAAUGAUGCCCUUCUUCCUAUACCUAUCUCCGAAGAGGUGGCUACUGUAGGAGAUGCGAUUGGUUGGUUUGUAGCUUGGCCCAAAGACGUUAUAUUUUUUGCCCCUGAGGUUGCUUCAAAAAAACCUAGCAUGAUUGGGAAUGAGGUUGUUUAUAAAAAACCUCGCAUGACUGGAAAUAAGAAUGCUUUGAAACAUCAUGGAGUGGUUGGUCGUAAAGUGGUCGGCGAUGAGGUGACUUCAAAAAAUGUGGAGUGGGAAAGUAAUUUGGAAUGCAUUGAGAUAUUUACCACAUUGACCAAGCACACCGAUAAGAUGGAAGCUUUUCAAAUUCCUAUAGAUGAUGACAUAUUUGGUGCGGAGGUUUAUGCUCAACUGCAAAAAGUUGACAUGGAGUACAUAUGUCAUAUGAAAGAAGUAUCUGCUACAUGCAUAAUGUUAUACAUAUGGCAACUCUAUUCGGGUAUCAAGGUUUCCAAUAUGGAUACAAGAUUUGCAUUUGUUACCCCUUGCUCACUUAGUGAAAAUUAUAAGACUAGUGAAGCUUCAAAGCUCGGAAUGCUUGCAAGUCGACUUGAAGAUGUCAAGAAUGACCAAUUGCUUUUGGUUCCUUGUAAUAUUGGGGUCCAUUGGGUAUUGUGCGUCAUUGAUUUGUCUUCUUCAACAGUGUACUACAUGGAUUCAAUUAAUAAGGAAGUCCACUCACCCCUUAAACUCUUGAUUAAGACAUAAGUUUUUGGACUUUGAGCAUUAUUGUUUGAGCUCUUUUCCUAAUCAUAUUAUGUUGAUAGUACUUACAAGUAUUCCCUCCUUGAAGUGCAUUCAAAAUCUAUGACAGCAGUAAGGGAGUACGGAGUAGUCGAAUUAUUAAUUGGAAAACAGUCGAGGUAUCAAUGCAAUCUCUCUCUUUUUGGGUUUUUUUGGAAUUGUUUUUAUGUUUUUUCUGAUUGAAAUUAUCGUAUUUGUCUAUAGUGUCUGAAACAACCUACAAACGUAGAAUGUGGGUUCUAUGUAAUGAAAUACAUGAAAGAUUUGAUUAGAGAUGAGAGGAUCUUAAGCAGAGGAAAUGUAAGACUUAUUUUUAACUUGUAUUUCUUUAUAUUGCUUUAUGAAUAGAACUAUUAACUUGUAAGUAUUUUUUUUUCAAUCCAUUGCAGUUUAAUGGAAAAAAAACUUACACGAAAGCCGAAAUUGAUGAAGUGCGAGACGAGUGGAUAAAGUCCGUCAUGAACGAAAUAUAAUCAGCUUAUAUGUGUAAGUUAGGUCUUCAUUUAUUUGAGUUUACCGUGUGCUUGCUCUGCUAUCCAGUUCUGAAUUGUGACUAUUUGUGAUGGCUAUUGUUCCUAUCUGCUGUUUUUCUAUGGAUUCUGUUCUGCUACUGCUUCGGUUGUGGCACUAGUACGCUUAAGCUUAAGCGACUGUUGCUGUUGUUGUCAUAGCUUUUGUUGCUGUCUACUGAACAAUGGCUCCCGAUAGCUACUGCUACUGUUUUAGUUGCAUGCAAUCUGCAUGUGGCUUCUGGUAUAUGCUAGAAUACUUAAUGAGUUCUACAUCUGUUUUGUUGCUGAUGUUUCUAUUGUGGUCAUCAUGGCAAUAGUUAGCUGCUGCUGUAACGUUCUGUUUGGUGCUGAUCAGUAUUGAAAUGUUCUGGUAUAUGUUAGUAUAACUGGACCUGUUGUUGCAUUUGACCAUGUGGGAUGCUAAUAGCUAUAGGAAAAUGAGUGAGACUAAUUACCUGUUAUGGGAAAUUGAAUUGUAUCAUACGCAUUACCUAUAGUUGUCUUUGUUCCACCUUAUUUUCUUGUAGCAUUUUUAAGAACCCUGACCUCAUCUGAUAAGGUGUUGAGUCUUACAUCAGAAGUUUACAUGGAAGAUAUAUCUUGGGUUUAAAGUAGGAGCAAAGAUCGUGAUUUUGGGGUGGGGGUUGGAGUUUGUAACAACCGUAUCUGUUUUGGAGUGUCUGGUCGCUUGGAAGCAUGCACUUUGGAUUUUGGGUAUAUAAGUAAAUUUUUUAACCUUCAGCUGUUGCCAUUGUAUGAAUUCUCCGGGUAGAUGUCAUUAUGUAUUGCACCUAUUAGAGGGGAUGCUAGUUAAGCUUGAUAAUUCAGAUCGUUAGUUCUGUUUGUGGCUGUAAUCAGUCAGUUGGGAGUUGGUUAGAGAAUGGGUAUAUGGACAGCUUUAUUUAUAUGAGGUGAUAACUAAUAAAUUGAGUUAUUGAUCUAUUGGGAAUUCAGUUGAUAAAAUUUUUUCCUUUAGGUACUGUGUGUGUGUCUGUGUGUAGGAAUCCAUUCACCUGUUGCUUUUGUACAACAGAGAUGUCAUUCUGGAUUUAGCUGUUGCCAUUACCUAGGCAAUGUUACUUGGGACAAAUUUGAUCACAUUUGUGUUCUAAAUUUCGAGGGUAGGUUUUG